AUGGGGUCAUCGGAUACUCUCCCGACGCUGGAGUCUCUCCAUUUCCCCUCCGCACAACAGUCCAUCUCGCAGACGCUGUCCUCGCUGCGUCGAUCGGCUCUCACUGUCUCGAACCGGCUCCAGUCCAUCGAGACGGAUGCUGCAUUCGUGCAGGAGGUUGCUGAUCACUAUGGCUUGCCUCUGGUUGCCAACGAGCGGUGCGGCAGCUGGUAUAUUUCCCCCGUGGACAAGGCGGGCAGCGCCUAUUUCAAAAGCACGGACGGCCACACGGGUCAAUGGGACUUUAGCUUUCGUAGGCUGAAUCUGCAGCUGCUUCCGCUGGCCAGGGAUCAUGGAGGCUGCGUAAUCGUGGAUUCGACCCGCCGAGGCAAAUUGAUGCCAGACGCUCUGUCAAAAACCAUUCCUAUUUGGUGCGCCGUCUUGAAUCGAGCCUUAUUCCCAUCCGAGACCGCGUAUCACGCAGUAAAACUUCCUCCAAAGUACCUGGGCGAAUCCGAGGAGUCGCAGAUCGCAAACCGCAUUGAUGGGUUUGUGAAGUCUCUCAAGGACCUCAAACUCGACCUCGACAGUCUGCGCCAGCAACUCGGCAAACCGAUUCAGAUCGCAUGGGCCAACCGGUCAUACUUCUACCCCACAGACCUGCACAGAAGCGAUGCCUAUAACCUGAUCAUCCUCUGCUCGGCCUCGAAGCGCGUGCACGGCGCCGAGAUGUCCGAGGGCGGCUACAUCCAAGGCGCGGGCGACGACAGCGAGGGCUGGGCGCACGGGCUGACGCCGCCGGUGUUCUGGGCCAACCAGGCUAUUCUGAAGAGGACGUCCGAAGAAGAGCUGCCGGAUCUCAUUGCAGAACUGAUAUCUGAGCACCAACACCACAGCAGCGGCCAAGAGGCGACGCUCAUUGCUCCGACGCGCAAUCUCUAUAUUAGUGCGACGGAUGCCCGCGUCAACGAGAGCGGCUCGUAUGAUCUUGUCAUCGAUUGCAAUGGCAGUCCUGCGGCUGUUGGAGGGAAUGCGAAGCGUCUCAAUCUGGGUUGUUCGGCGGCGAAGCUGGGGAGUCGGGAUCUACGGAAAUCGCUAAAUAAGGUGCGGGACUUUGUCGGCGCGCAAUUGGGGUUUGAUUCCUCGCGCUCGUUGCUGGUGACUUGUGACACGGGCAAAGACCUUGCGGCCGGAGCACUGCUGGCGAUCUUGUGUUUGUUCUAUAAUGACGAAGGUAAGGCAUUGCACCCCCCCCCCCCCCCCCCCUGGAUAUCAUGGUAUCAUGGAAAUGGAUUCAACCGCUAUGAGGAACAGAAUGGGAGGAGCUUCGAUGCCUCGCUCAGCAAGCGCAUAAUCGGCAAGCAAUUCAUCCGGCAGCGUCUCGCCUGGAUUGUGUCCUCCAAGCAUGACGUGAAUCCGUCACGCUCGACACUCCAGUCCAUCAACGCCUUUCUGAUGCAGCCGCCGGAUUAUUGA
Messenger RNA from Penicillium alfredii, 1455 nucleotides. RefSeq names its product initiator tRNA phosphoribosyl transferase family protein. Gene Ontology annotation, biological process: charged-tRNA amino acid modification. Gene Ontology annotation, molecular function: tRNA adenosine(64)-2'-O-ribosylphosphate transferase activity. Lineage: Eukaryota; Fungi; Ascomycota; Eurotiomycetes; Eurotiales; Aspergillaceae. Gene Ontology annotation, cellular component: cytoplasm. The coding region runs from base 1 to 1455 and encodes 484 amino acids. The record is from RefSeq and is a predicted model, not a curated record. The transcript is spliced from 5 exons.